This is a messenger RNA of Symbiodinium sp. CCMP2592, 1455 nucleotides long. Lineage: Eukaryota; Dinophyceae; Suessiales; Symbiodiniaceae. The record is from the annotation of a GenBank genome assembly.
AUGGACUCGCGCAGCAAAGAAGAACGUGAUGACAGGGGGCGGGGUACCACCCUUGCUCAUGACCCCGAGAAGGCCGCCGAGAAAGCAGCUCUUGAGGCAGCCUUCGAUCAGGUGAUGAAGGCUCAGGGCCAACCUCUCCCAGCACCUCAGCCUCAGCCGCCGCUGGCUGACGAGCAGAGGCAGUCGGUGAGGGUCUUUUCCUUCACCGGCGCCGCUGCAGCGGACCCGAACGCCGGCGCGCUGCAGGCUGCAAACAGGAUACCUGCACCCCAGGAAAUCGAUGAAGUCGAGGCGGCAUCGCCAGCGUUUGGUCGGCCGAUGGUACCGGCUAUGGCGCAGACGUCGCAGCCCGGCCCGUCGAUGGCACAACCCAUGGCACAGUCCAUGACGCCGUCCAUGGCGCAGCCCAAGGCGAUGACGCAACCUGGCACCAUGUCAAUGCAGACGCAAUGGCAGCCUUCACAGUCCACGUCGAUGUCCGUGCGUCCCAUGUCGGCGUCCCGUGGAGGAACUGUCGAGGACAGAUUGCAGCACAUGGAGGAGAUGAUGUUCAGGUUCCACGAGAUUCAAAUGCGGCGACAACAGGAGGUCGAGGCGAGCAUCGGCUCGAUGUUUCAGGAGGCCACGCAGGCCAUGAUUCCGCAGCUUGUCGACCACAUGAUCGAGAGGCUGGCGCAAGCCAUGGAUUUCUCGGAGUUGAGAGACCAGCUGAUCGAGUCAUUCAGUGCAGUGGUGGACGAAAGGUCUGAGACCAUCCUUACAUCGAUUGGGGAGACGUCCGUGGUGCAGAAGUCGAUCUUUUCUGAUGUCUCGCGACUGGGCAACAAGCUUGACUCCACGGCGACAUCAGUCAACGACCUGGCUUCCAACACGAUGCCUGACCUGCAGGACAUCUUUUUGGACAGGUUCGACGAGUUGCAGCGGUACGUGGAGAUGACGAUGACCAACAUGGACUAUCCAAGGGCUAUGCCGCCUGGCACAGGAGGAGGCUACGACAUGUCCAUGAAGGCAGACCCAGGGUGGCAAUCCAGAUCACCUGUGAAUCGCGGACCCCCGCCGGCAACGGACCCAAAGAGUCCGCAGCGGCAAGCGAACGCACGCUCUACCACGCUGCCGAUCGCUACGGAUGGCCGAUCGCGGAGACCGGAUACCGCUCCGGGAGCACCCGCCGAUCGGGCGCGAAGACAUCCGGGUGGCCAGUCUCUCGCCCACGGCCAGGGAUCAGCUGGGCCCAGAAUGGCCUCCGGGGUGGGCCGGACCGCCGUAGAUGGAGACGGCAGGAACCAGCAUGGUGGAGCUAGGGGUCCCGCCACGAUGUCGGAGACAUGGCCGUGGCAGCCCAGGUCCUCUACGCCCCCGCCACAAGAGGUUCCCAAGGAGGAGAUCCCUCCACCGCUGCCCGCGCAGCCUAGCAGGGCUCGCCCAUCGGAUCUUUUUGGCGGACGGAAAGAUUGA